This is a messenger RNA of Racocetra persica, 127 nucleotides long. The record is from the annotation of a GenBank genome assembly. NCBI's taxonomy places the organism in Eukaryota, Fungi, Glomeromycota, Glomeromycetes, Diversisporales, Gigasporaceae.
AAUCAAUAAUGAUGAUAGUGAUAAAUCAGAUCUUGAAAUAUCAGAAGCUACAACAAACUGUCACCAAAUAUAUUCAACUACAAUUGUCUCUACUAAUUUAGCUAAUAAUUCUUUACAAAAUACCCAA